UGUUAGACCGAGAUUCGUGGCGCAUGAUAACGGUCGUCGAAGAAUUCUGCUUUUGGCUCAAGUUGACGAGAAAGUUGAUUUGAUCAUAAUACAUUGCUAUAUCUGUUUAUUAUUACAGCUCCUACCUCCAAUUGUAUAGAAGCAUUCAGCAAUGUUUGUUGGGUUUAACACGGAGACAAACCUGUAACUUGCGUAGGCUCUACACGUAUUGAAGAGGUCAGAGUUGAUUGGCCAAAACUUUUUUAAGCUAUAAAUAAACAAGGUAGGCUUUGAAGCGGUUUUAAGAUUUCUGCCGGACAUUUCAAGAAUAAUAAUUAAAAGACUUGAAGAACUGUACACUCUGACGCUGAUUGGACUUGCCCCGACAAUUUGGAGGAGAAGAAGGAGGAUGUUAUAGUCCUUAAGCAGUAAUAAAAACUGAAUUAAAACUAAACACACUUGAAAACACGCACGUUUAGCUCGAGGCGCACACUCGACAAAGUAACUGACGAAAGUUAUCGGCCUGCAUUUUCUCGUAAAAUCAACUUAACUUUUGUAUUGACGUGGAUGACACAGUUAGGCGGUGUUCUAUCCACCGUGAGAUUUUUUCAAAACAGCCAUUUCUUUCGUCGAUUUUGAUCGAAGUGAGGUUUUUAAAAUUUAAAUCAUAUCCUGACGUCAAUAAAGGCUGUCACAGCGUCAAAGACUGUGGAAGAAGUCGGCUACUGGAGCAGUGGAAACGUGCCAAGCGAUAGCCAAGCAGUUAGCGUUUGGAGGCAAGAUCGUUUUCGUGAACCAAAUAGAUUCGUGAAAUCGAGGUGUUAUUGAUAAAGUACCGAUAGUCGAAAUGUUUAAUAUAGAGACUCCACAUUGACAGCCAAGAAAAUGGACUGGACUGUGACAAGAGGGCCGACUUGGAGUUUAUUUCCCAAAAUGACUUCUUAUCCGGGAGGUGUAGGUUACACAUCGUGGAAUGUCUUGAGACAAGGUCAUCAGAAAAACUUUCUCAGUGUGAGACGGACGCGAUGUUUUGUUCAUUGUGUUGUGUGGUUAUCGUGCCUUGUGUUUUUGAGGUUAGUGCAGACAGUAGCUGCUCUAGAGGACACAAACAUCAGCGUGUCUUAUACAACAUUUAAUGAGAGCGUGAAUUUUACGCAUAUAAUUGUAGAUCAGGACACAGGGAGGGUGUAUGUCGGUGCCACCAACUGGCUGUAUCAAUUCGAUAGUUCACUGGAGUUGGAGAAAGAGGUCAAAAUAGGUCCCGUGGAAGAUAGUAUCCAAUGUUCUCCAACGGACUGUUUCCACCAGAAAAAGAUGGUCACAAACAACGUCAAUAAAGUCCUAGUCAUCGACAGUCAAGCAGGAAAGCUCAUUGUCUGUGGUAGUGUCCAUCAAGGAGCCUGUCGACGUCAUCAGCUUGGGAACAUUAACAUUGUCGAAGACCUGGUUCCUGUUCCUGUAGCUGCAAACGACGAGAACUCUUCGACAUUUGCCUUCAUUGGUCCAGCACAGUAUUUUAGUUACCCAUCCAGGGUUCUCUAUGUGGCCACUACUAAUAGUCGCCUGGGGCCAUACCGGGACAUGGUCCCUGCUAUAACAAGCAGGAGUCUUGAGGAGGAUACUGGUCGUCUAUUUGGAAUAAUUGAGAAGUCGUUCUCUACCAUUGCCAGAGUGGACAUUAGUUUUCACUUGCGGGACUACUAUUUAGUCAGCUAUAUCUACGGCUUUCAUUCUGGCGGCUUCAUCUACUUUGCUUCCGUACAGAGGAAGUCUCACUUAAGGGCGUUAGAGGAGUGGGGUUACAUGACCAGACUGGCCCGAGUUUGCGCAUCCGACGCUGGAUAUAAUAGUUAUACAGAAGUGACAUUACAGUGUGUGGGAACAGACGGUACCGAAUUCAACCUGCUCCAAGAUGCCACUGUGGGCCCAGCUGGUUCUGAUCUUGCGACAGCACUCCAGAUUGAUACAGGGUCCAAUGUUUUUAUUGGAGUUUUCGCCACCAGUGCAGAUCAUACUUCUGCGUCUUCCCCUCCCUCCGCCGUGUGUGUCUACUCGCUGGCCGAAAUAGAACAACGUUUCACGGAGAACAUUCAUAUGUGUUAUAAUGGCAGUGUGCUAGCACGCAACAUGGAUUAUAUAGCCGGAAGCAUAGAAAAUUGUCCUGAGCCUGGGAAGGGUGGAAACAUUUUUAGUUUCUGCACCGAAACCCUGAAGCUCAAUGGGACAGUUCCAAUCACAGCGACUGCUGUAGCCAUCUUUCCCAACGUGACCUUAACCGCAGUGACCAGCACCACCACUGCCAAACAUACGGUAGCUUUCGUGGGAACUGAUACAGGGUAUUUAAAAAAGAUGCUGAUUAACAACGGAGAAGAUGCCGACGAAUUCGAGGAGGUGGCUGUUGAUCCAGGUAACCCGGUGCUUGCCGACCUCCACCUUGAUACCACAGAACAGUUCGUCUACGUUGCUUCUCCUUACAAGUUAACCAAAGCACGGAUCGAACAAUGUCAACAGUAUAACAGUUGCGAAUUGUGUCUAAAAGCACGAAACCCUUAUUGUGGUUGGUGUUCUCUUGAAAAACGGUGUACAGUUACGAGCGCGUGUCAGAACGCCACCAGCGGUUUUAGCGAUAGCUCGCCACGAUGGCUCUCACUGAACACCCAACAAUGUAUCGAUGUCCAAGCUGUCAAACCGGAACAGCUUCCUGUUACUAGCAUGAUUAUGGUGGAGCUGGUUAUCAACCAACUACCCAACCUACCAUUUGGAGCACAUUACCUGUGUGUGUUUGGUAACAGUGCAACCAUUAGGGCUCAAGUGACAGGAACAGGACUUGCAUGUAUGACACCAAGAAUUGAGGACCGUCCUUCCAUCUUACCUCAUAAAGAUCAUGUCAUUGUGGACCUAGCUGUCCGCUCCAGUGAAACCAAUACCGACUUUCUUCACAAACCUUUUGCAUUUUAUGAUUGUUCUGUACACGAAACAUGUUCUUCUUGUGUGACAAGUUCAUGGGCAUGUAGUUGGUGUUUACACGAGAACCGCUGUAUGCACAACAGCAGCUCCUGUCUUCGAACCAUAAUCACCGGAGAAAAUAGUCCCCAGAAUUCACUCAUUAAAGGAAGACGAUAUUGUCCUAGUUUUGCUUUGAAGAGAGAAAUUCUUCUUCCUAAUGGAGUGAGGAAGGAGAUAGCUUUAGAUGGAAAGAACCUCCCUAGUCUAUUGGAUAACUUUCAGUGUGUUGUAGAGAUUGAAGGAGCCAAAGAAAGAGUGCUAGCAAGGGUUUAUGGCAAUAAAAUAAUCUGUGCAGAAACAGUGUAUACCUAUGAGGCCGAAGUGGGCCAGUUGAAUGCAACAUUGACAGUUUUCUGGCAUGGUGACUCUUACAUAGACCAAACUAUAGUUACAUUGUACAAAUGUCAUCUAUUGGGAAGUCAUGGAGGACAAGCAGACUGUUCUCUGUGUCUGACCAGACACCCAAAAUUUCGAUGUGCUUGGUGUGGUGACCAGUGCAGUUAUAGUAACUCUUGUCUUGAGACACCAGCACUAACAUGUCCUCCACCUCGAAUAGACUGGAUCCACCCACUCAGUGGACCAAUACAAGGUGGCACUUUAAUGGCUAUAGAAGGAAGUAAUCUUGGUACUAGUGAAGAAGAAAUAGGUAACAAGAUAACAAUUGGAGGUAUUCCUUGCAUUCCAGUUGAAUACAGUAUAUCAGUAAGAGUUGUGUGUCGUACAGGCCCUAACAAAACACCUGGAGCUGCUGAGAUUGUUGUUGGAAACAAUGCAGGUCUGACUAGAGCUCGAGAACAGUUUUUGUACAAGGUAGUGAACUUGGAAAAUAUCCACCCAACUAUUGGACCCAUGGCAGGUGGAACCAGGUUGUACCUCAGUGGGGAAAAUCUGAACGUUGGAAGUCAUAUGGAAAUUUAUUUGGAUAACUUGCCCUGCAUAGUUGAUAGAACAUUAGCCAGCAACAGCCAAGUCAGCUGCCGAACCACAAGAGCUCCUUCACCGAACUACAGUGUCAAGAUGCUAUUUCUCAUAAUUGACAAUGCUACUCUUACCCUGCCAGAUCCUUUUAUAUACACUUUUAAUCCAACGAUCCUCAGAAUAUACCCAUUAAAAAGUUUUGUCAGUGGUGGGCGAGGUGUCACAGUAGUGGGAACAUCUCUACAAGCUAUUCAGCAACCCCAUAUGGCCAUUUUUGAUAAUGAAACCCUUCUUAAUGAGACAGUGUGUGAUGUAAUCAGUAACUCCCAGAUGGUAUGUCCUUCACCAUCUUUAAGUAGAGAUGCUGUCCGUGCAUUCUUAGCCAGCAGUAAGAGAAACACUGGAAUGCAUGCAGAGGAACUAAAAUUCCAAAUUGGUUUUAUUAUGGAUGAUGUCAGCAGUGUUCGAGAACUUCAAGCAAACUUUCCAGCUAUUCAUUCUGACAUGGUAUAUGUACCAGACCCAAGAUUUUUUCCAUUUCAUGGUGAUGGAAUCAAGUUGUAUAAAGGAGAAUCCUUGGUGAUUGAGGGAGAGCACCUUCUUCGAGCCAGUACAGAGUCUGAGGUCAGUGUGACUGUUGGUACUCGACCAUGUAACUUGACUUCACUGGCUAUGACCCAACUAGUGUGUCUACCACCUGAAGAUCAGCCACAAGGAACAGAUGAACUUGGAAGGACUACAGUCACAGUCCUUCCUAUGGUUGUAGUGCGUGUGGGUCUAAAUCUACGUUAUGAGAUUGGUUACCUUCGAUAUGAGGUGAUGAAGACAUACAAAUUUCCUCCUGAAGCCAUUUGGGGAAUAGCUUCUGGUGGAGCUCUUCUUAUGCUCUUUAGUCUUGUCAUUCUGGCUGUUUUAAGGCAUAAGAGCUCUCAGGCAGAGCGAGAGUAUAAAAGGAUUCAGCUUCAGAUGGACACAUUAGAGAACAGUGUACGAUCUGAAUGUAAACAGGCUUUUGCAGAGCUUCAGACAGAUAUGACGGAUUUGACCAACUAUUUGCAAGCUUCAGGUGUCCCUAUACUUGACCACAAAUCAUUUGUGAUGAAAGUGUUUUUUCCUGGUGUUUAUGAUCAUCCUUUGCUACAGGAUAGGAAGACAAAAAAUAAUGGAUUGUAUAGUAAUUAUGAAAUUGCAAUGAGUCAGUUUCAACAGCUACUAAACACCAAAGGAUUUCUCAUCACGUUUAUUAAUACUCUGGAAGGACAGAAAACAUUCAGUAUAAGAGAUAGAGUCAACGUUGCUUCAUUGUUGAUGAUUAUUUUUUUAGAAAAGAUGGAGUAUGCCACAGAGGUUCUUAAAACUCUUCUAAUGCAACUGAUUGAGCGGUCAGUUAACACCAAACAUCCUCAGUUGAUGUUACGAAGAACUGAAUCGGUAGUAGAAAAGAUGUUGACCAAUUGGAUGGCACUCAACAUGUAUGAUUAUCUAAAGGAUCGGGCAGGGAGUGCAUUAUUUCUACUAUUUUGUGCUGUGAAGUACCAGGUAGAGAAGGGACCUGUAGAUGCCUUUACUCAUGAUGCUAGGUAUUCACUCUCUGAGGAACGUUUGCUGAGAGAACAAAUAGAGUAUUCUACUGUGACUAUUCACAUCAUUCAAGAUGAUCAGGAUGAGAAGCUACAGCUCCGAGUCAAUGACUGUGAUACCAUUAGCCAAGUAAAAUUUAAAGUUUUAGAUGCCUUGUACAAAAAUACACCAUUUUCACUACGUCCGUCUGUAAAUGAUGUUGAUUUAGUUCUGUAUAUGCCAGAGUGGAAGUCUGGAAGAGGUGGUCAGCUAACAUUAGCUGAUGAUGACUUGACCACUAAGACAAUCAGUGGUUGGAGAAGGAUCAACACACUUCGACACUAUGGCGUGACAGAGUCUGCUGUAAUGAGCCUGGUCAGCAGGCAGAAUGACAGUCUUAGUUCGAACUGUAAGGGUACAGGAAACACAUCACUUAAUUCAACUUCACCAUUUAUUUCAAACUGUGAUGUUGAACAUGGUGUUCGAUAUUGGCACUUAGUCAUGCCUGUCGAUGAUCAUCAUGGGAGCCAGAAAGAUCACUGUCACAAGGCUAUUCCUGAAAUCUUUCUCACCAGACUGCUUUCUACAAAAGGUACUGUCCAAACUUUUGUUGAUGAUUUCCUGGCUACAGUACUGACUGUUACAGAAGAUAUUCCACCAGCAGUCAAAUGGUUGUUUGAUCUGUUGGAUGAAGGAGCUUCUAAGCACAAUAUCACAGACCCUGAAGUUGCUCAUUCAUGGAAAAGUAAUAGUCUUCCUCUUAGAUUCUGGGUAAAUUUUGUGAAGAAUCCAGAUUUUGUAUUGGACGUGUACAAAACUCCACUGUUGGAUUCGUGUCUAUCGGUGGUUGCUCAGACUCUAAUGGAUGCUUGUUCUACAUCAGAACAUAGACUUGGGAAGGACUCUCCUUCCAAUAAACUUCUGUUUGCUCGAGACAUUCCAGCUUACAGGAAGGUAGUCAUGAGGUAUUAUAAAGAUGUUAGAGUACUGCCAGCUGUGACAGAUCAGGAAAUAAGUGCAAAGAUGCAGACCUUGUCAUUGUCUCACAUUGGAGAAUUUGACACAUUAGCUGCCCUUAAAGCACUUUAUGUUUAUGCUGCUAAAUACAUGGAUGAGUUUCUUCAAGAUCUUAAUGAUGACUCCAACUGUCAACAAAAUCACUUGGCUCACAGAUUAGAGACAGUUGCUUGUACUCUACAAGGGGAAGAAACUUCUGUUUGCUGAAUUUCUUUUUUUCGAUUAUACUGUGCCAAAAAUGUAAAUUACCAACCAGUGGAGAAAUUUAUGGAAUGAAGUUUAUAAUGGAAAAUAUGGAUUUGGCUCUCUUAGAAAAAAAAAAAGUAUUUCAGACAUAAAGGAUAAAUAUACAUUUCAUUCAGAAUAAUUGGAUAUAAAAGAAAAAUCAAACUUCAUGUUCGAUAGUGUUCACUAAAAGGUUACGAGUCUCCAUCCUGAAAAGAGUUUGAUAAUGUUGUCAACUAUGCAACAUGGUUUUACAAAUGGUCGAAAAUUUUCUUAAACUUUUUAUAAAAUAAGUUGUCAUUCCAGUUACUUCCCAGAAGUUCAAGCCAAAGAGUUAAGAGGAAGAAGAUCAGGUGGUCAGUGUGUAAACUUUCAUUGUAUAAUGUGUAUAGACAAAAAACAAAACUUUCAAGAAGCUGUCAGUGCCUGUAUAAGACAAAUAAACAACAGGGUUCAAAAACUUGUGUAUAUUUGCCAACAUAAGUGAUUUUUGUUGGUUGAAUUAAUGUGGUGUAUUUUUAACUUUGCAUAACCAUUUGUGUGUGUUUAUUUCUUUACAUUGUUGUCUCUGUGAUGAUAUUUUAGCUUCUUAAGUCAGAGUUGGUGCUUGUAUGAGGUAGAUUUCACAACUUAUGGUUAUGGGAGCUUAGCCUGGACAUGAAAGUUGUACAGACUAGAUUUCAAAAUGUGGAAAACCUGCUGCUGCCUAGACUGUGAUAUUGUAAACUGUAGUGUAUUUAUGUAAUACAAAACUACUCUAUACUGGCAAGUGUGAGGUAAAAACUAUUUCUGGUCAUAUGUAAAUUUAACAUUUUAAAGCACUACAUUUUUCUACAUUUAACUGAAUUCCAUAACAAUCGUAGAUAUUGACAAGUUUAUAUAAGUAGUAAUUUGAAAGUAACUUUUUUAACCUUUAACGUGUGAUGAGAACAUUAGAAUAAUAGCACUAUAAUAAAACAUUGCAUAAAACUCAUUAAAUAACUAAUUGUAAGAAAAGGGUACCAAAUACUUGAUUUUUGUUUCGUGGCUUCAGUGAGGUUUAAAAUAAUUAUUACCACAGAAGGGCCAGUGUUUUUAAUAUUUACCAAAAUAUUAAGAAAUUGUUGACUAUCAGUGACAUAAGUAGUAAAACAUCAACAAAAUUUGUGCUAAAUCUGUGUGUUUGUAAUGUUAGAAGUUAACCUGUGCCAGAAACAGUGUAUUUUUGUUUGUAAUUGAAAUUUGUAGUGUUCUACUAUUUAUUGGUUAAUUAAAAGUUUGUUUUGUGAAAA
Molecule: messenger RNA, 7976 nt
Organism: Limulus polyphemus (Atlantic horseshoe crab)
Lineage: Eukaryota; Metazoa; Arthropoda; Merostomata; Xiphosura; Limulidae
Product: plexin-B-like
Exons: 36
Coding region: 865-6687 (1940 amino acids)
Biological process (GO): regulation of GTPase activity; regulation of cell shape; sensory neuron axon guidance
Cellular component (GO): semaphorin receptor complex
Molecular function (GO): semaphorin receptor activity; protein binding
Source: RefSeq, a predicted model, not a curated record